AUGCCUUUAAUGCUUGCUGCAAAUGUGUCUGUCUGUCCUUUGCGUGAGAGGUAUUUCUCUGUGUGUGUGUGUGGUUCCCUCUUAUUCCCCCUCAGCACACAUACACUGCGUACACCACAGCAAUGGCUUUGCCGUCCGAUGGACUACUGGGCUCGGUGGAUAACACUCCUCCUCCUCCUCAGUCUGUCACCGCAGGGAGCCAUCAGACAUCUGCACUCUGCUGAACCAACCACCCCCACACAGAUUGAGACCGGACACUGUACGCACCUGCCAGCGCCUUGCUUGCAAAGGGACCGCUCCGCACAUUCUGCCGUCAUCCCAAAGCCGCCUAUACAACGAUAUGGAGUGGAUGGUGAUGACGUGAAGAAGCUCUGCUUUGCAAAGAAUCGAGGCCAAAUUGCUUGUUGA
Molecule: messenger RNA, 408 nt
Organism: Trypanosoma theileri
Lineage: Eukaryota; Euglenozoa; Kinetoplastea; Trypanosomatida; Trypanosomatidae
Exons: 1
Coding region: 1-408 (135 amino acids)
Source: RefSeq, a predicted model, not a curated record